Rhipicephalus sanguineus (brown dog tick) is the source of this 1206-nucleotide messenger RNA. RefSeq names its product RCC1 and BTB domain-containing protein 1. Bases 120 to 1193 code for a protein of 357 amino acids. The transcript is spliced from 3 exons. Lineage: Eukaryota; Metazoa; Arthropoda; Arachnida; Ixodida; Ixodidae. The record is from RefSeq and is a predicted model, not a curated record.
UUUCGACGUUUUGUGGCUUCUUUUGCAGUUAACUAAACUGAACCUAGUCCAGUAACGUUGGGCCGUACCGUGCGCUUUUUCAUCCAGCGGCCGUGAUUAGUUGUUCCCACAGUGCGUAGAUGGCGACGGUGGCAACGAGCUGCCUAUCGGAUGUUUCGCCGUUUCGCUACCAGUUUGUACGAUGUAUCUACCUGUCCAUCAUGACUAGUGGAACCGAGUGUGUGGUGUACCGCUACUACGGCUUUGACAAAUUUGAUUGCUUCACAUGGGAUCCUGCGAAGCCUUUUCGCUUGUGCCCGGAGGAUGUUGGUGCGGUGCGGUCGGUGCAUGUUGGCUGGGCAAACGCUAUAUUCGUAACAGAGGCCAGUAUUGCUGAGCUCCGUGGACUUGGUGGCCCCAAGCAGCUAGACGCAGGGGCCACGCAGGCAGUCCUUGGCAUACGGGGGCACUGGAUAGUACUUGGUGUAAAGGCGGCCGUUCUUGGACGAGGCUGCAAGACACUGCGGCUGUUGGGCCCUCUGCAAGCAGCUGCCCUGGGUCCUACUCUGGCAUUGCUUCUGUGCUACAAUGGCUCUAUGCAAGAAGUGCACCUCGAUGGCUGCAGGAUGAGCUCGGUGCCGGUGGAGCACAGGGUGCGCCACGUGAGCUGCGGCCACGGCCACCAGCUGGCGCUCACUGUGGAUGGCCAGCUGCUGAGCUGGGGAAAUGGUGGCCACGGCCAGUUGGGCCAUGGUGGCCUGGAGUGUGUGCAAUCUCCGCGGCUGAUCGAGCCCCUAGCCGGUGUGGUCCUGGUAGGCGCCGCUGCGGGUGGCUGGCACUCGGCCGCGCUCAGCGAUGCGGGUGACCUCUACCUCUGGGGCUGGAACCUCAACGGCCAGCUGGCCACUGAACCCAAGCAAAAGCCGCUUUCCGCGCUGCCAGUGCUACUAGACAUGGAUGUGCGCGCGGUCAGCCUGGGGUCGCGCCACACCGCUGCUCUAUCAGGUACGUUGCUCAUCCAUCAUAACUGGGACAGCCAAACUGUUUUCGCAGGCAACAACUCAGCUUGGGCCUGGGGCAGCAACGCAUACGGACAGCUGGGGCCUGGCGCAGAUGGAAUGGCACAAAGCACCAAGCCGGUGCGACUGGCAGCUAAGGACGCAGUCGCCGUGCACUGCUCACCUUGGGCCACCCUGUUGUCAAUAAAGUUAUGAGCUUUUCCUGUUA